CCGAUGAUCGGAGCUGUCUCGACUGGAUGCUAGCUGGCUAGCUAACGGUCUGUCAAGUCGCACACAUUGGGCUAGAAGGGGGAAGCGCAGCGGUGGAGAAGAAGGGCGACUUGAGUGCCGCGACGAAAUGGCCGGCCAACAGUUCCAGUACGACGACAGCGGCAACACCUUUUUCUAUUUCCUCACGUCCUUCGUCGGACUCAUUGUGGUCCCGGCGACAUAUUACCUGUGGCCCCGGGAUCAGAAUGCUGAACAACUGCGUCUGAAGAACCUGCGGAGGGUGCAUGGCAGGUGUCUGUGGUACCAGCUCAGGCUGACGAAGUCCCAGCAGAGCAUGGUCCCAACACUAAAGAAAGCAGCCUUGUUGUUGGGCUGGGCUGUGUUCCUGCUGCUGGCCUACAAGGUGUCCAAGCUGGACAGAGAGUACCAGGAGUAUAAUCCAUAUGAAGUUCUCAACUUGGACCCGGGUGCAUCACUGUCAGAAAUCAAGAAGCAAUACCGUCUACUGUCGCUCAAGUACCACCCGGACAAAGGUGGCGAUGAGUCCACGUUCAUGAGGAUUGCCAAAGCCUACGCUGCUCUGACCAAUGAACAGUCACGACAGAACUGGGAAACGUACGGCAACCCGGACGGUCCAGGAGCAACCAGCUUUGGUAUUGCCCUGCCGGCCUGGAUUGUUGACCAGAAGAACUCAAUGCUGGUGCUGUUGGUGUAUGGACUCGCCUUCAUGGUCGUCCUUCCUGUGGUUGUGGGCACAUGGUGGUACCGCUCCAUCCGAUACAGCGGAGACCAGAUUCUCAUCAACACCACGCAGCUCUUCAUGCAUUUCAUGUACAAGACGCCCAACAUGAACAUGAAGCGGUUGGCGAUGGUGUUGACAGCAGCGUUUGAAUUUGACCCUCGCAGCAAUAAAGAUGCCACCAUACGACCAACAGACAACAUCGAAGUGCCACAGUUGAUCCGUGAGUUGGGGAAUAUCAAUGUGAAGAAGAAGGAGCCUCCGUUCUGCUAUCCUUACAGUUUGAAGGCCAGGGUCUUGGUGCUUGCCCACCUGGCACGCAUGGACGUGUCGGAGGAGUUGGAGGAAGAUCAGAGGUUUGUGGUGAGGAAGAGUCCUGCGCUCCUGCAGGAGAUGAUCAACGUCGGCUGUCAGCUUACUAUGAUGGCCAACAGCAGAGGAGGUUUCCACGCUCCUCGACUGGUUACCAUAGAGAACUGUAUGAAGCUGACCCAAAUGAUAGUGCAGGGUCUGCAGGAGUCCAAUUCGCCACUGUUGCAGCUGCCCCACUUUGAGGAGGAGCACCUCCGCUACUGCGUCUCUAAGAAGUAUAAAGUUCGGAGCCUCCAGGACCUGGUCAGCCUCAAGGACUCCGACAGACGCAGCAUGCUGCGUUUCUUGGGGGAGGAGAAGUACGAUGAGGUCUUUGCUGUGCUGGGCAGCUUCCCUCACAUCGCCAUGGUCACCAAACUGCAGGUCCUUGAUGAUGAAGACAGCAAUAACAUCACAGCAGGCUCUAUUGUAACAGUAACUGUCACCUUAACCAGAAAAUGUAUGGCGGAGGUGUUUGAAAAGGAGCAGGACUCAUCACCGUGUCAAACAGAGGAGGCCGCCACGACGGAGGAAGGACAGGGAGACUCGAGUAAAACCAAAACAAAAGUGUGGCAGAACAAGAGUAAACCUGCUAAAAAGACACCCAAGUCGAAGAAGAAAAAAUUAACCAAGAAGAAGGCCACUCCUGCGCCUGCUAAAACCAAGCAGGCCAAUGGCAACGUGGCAGGAAAUGAAGUUGUAGCAGCAACAGCCGCAGCCGCAACAGCAGCCGCAACAGCAGCCGCAACAGCAGCCGCAACAGCAACAGCAGCCGCAACAGCAACAGCAACAACAACAACAACAGCAGCAACAACAACAACAGCAGCAGUAGUGAAGGAGGAAGAGGAGGAGGCCUCGGACAAGGGCAGCGAGUCGGACGAGGCUGAGGCCGAGGCCAACAAGGACUCUCCCAGCGAGAGAGACGAAGACAGCGAAAAACAGAGCGACACGGAGGUGGACGAGAUCGCCGGCGACGACGAAGAGGAGUGGGCGGCGCUGCAGCAAAGCAUCCAGCGGCGAGAGCGCGCUCUGCUGGAGACCAAGUCGAAGGUGACGCACCCCGUCUACAGCGUCUACUUCCCCGAGGAGAAGCACGAGUGGUGGUGGCUGUACAUCGCCGACCGCCGAGACCAGACCCUCGUCUCCAUGCCCUACCACGUCUGCACGUUAAAAGACACGGAAGAGGUGGAGCUAAAGUUUCCAGCCCCCUCCAAGAUGGGCAACUACCAAUAUUCUAUCAUCCUUCGCUCUGAUUCCUACCUGGGCCUGGACCAGAUCAGGCCUCUCAAGCUGGAGGUCCACGAGGCCAAGGCCAUGCUGGACAACCACCCGCAGUGGGACAUCCCCGACACGGAGGAGGAGGACGAGGAGCAGGAGGACAGCGACGGCAUCGAGGAGAGCGAGGACGACGAAGAGGACAACGACUGAACGGCAAGACGCGCUCAGCCCCGCCCCUCUCCGAUGGACUGGCCAGCCACUCACUCCUGACCGCCACAACACCCAAGAGCAGCGUAUGAGUGCCCGUCACACACACACACACACACAAUCACCGGGGAGAGUUUAUACACACAGAGCCCCCCUUCUUCUCUUCAAUUUUAUCUUUACAUGGACUGUGACUCCGCCCCUCCACUUUCCCCCUUUUCUACAGAGACUUGUUCGUUAACUUUCCGUUGCUGGCGGAAGAGAAUUCUGUGAAUACUUGCCCAAGUGUGUGUGUGUGUGUGCACACGUGUGAGCGGAUGGUGUGUGUGUGUGUGUGUUUGUAUCCUUUUAUGUGUUUGUAAAGGUGUGAAAGAUGUACACACUGGACUGGAGGACCUAUUGUCUGGGCUCUUUUCUUCUUUUCUUGAGGUGGAGUGGGAAAUGUACGACCGCUAGUUUGCUAAAUUAACUGAACCCCGUGACCUCCGUUUGGACUUCAUGACAUCGCUCUCGCUCCUAAUUUUUAAAACUCACUCGGCACCGAUGUGUUUCCACACCAAUGAUACUUUCUAUUGUACAAUUAAAAACUGCAGAAGUGUGAGCUUUGGCCCUAUUUGUCGGGGAUCACGUCAACCAUUCGGGACAUUUGAUCCUUUCGGCGCACCGGAGCCCCGUGGAGUCUCUUCAGGUUGAGUUUUUUUAUUUUCGUGCUCGCUGUAUGUUUCAGGCGACGUCCGCAGAUAGACGCUGAUCUCCGCGCGGUUCCGUUAAUUAUGUUUCUCCUGCCCCCGUGAGCCCCGUCUGACUGUGUUUCAGGAAGAGACGGCUGUGGGUCGGAAGCAGGCGAUUCCUGAAUGAACCGGCCUCGCGUGUAAUGGGGGAAUGGCAGAACUUGCAGUGUUACAAUUAUUUUUUUAAAUUAAUGAAUACUGUUGUCCAUAUACUACAUACAAGUUGUGAGUUUCAGUCUUUUUUAAGGGACUCAAAUACUGAGAUAGAGAUAUUAUAUAUAAUAUCUAUCUGUUUGAGACUUUUAAGAGAAAUCCUUUCUUUUAAACAUUUUUUUGUUCUCUUCCUUUUUACAAUUGUAGCACAUUCCAGUGUAUACUCAUUGUCCAAAAGGCCUUAUGAAUACAACUGAAUUACCACAACAGACGAGUCCUUGGGUGCUAUGCACCAGUGGUCCUUGGGAGAGCUUUUUUUUCAGUGCGUGUGUUUUGUACCAGUAUUUUUCAUUUAUUUUGAUUUAGAGUUAGUCUCCUUAUAUUAAACUACCACUCCGUCGUCUUGGGAUCCAUAUCACAGAUUGUUCCAUGACAAAACCUCGAAGUACAGUUGAGUCUGCAAGUCUGUCUUUGGAAGGAUGUUGCUAGUCGUACGUGACGCGCGAUCGCCCACAACUUUAGGGUAAGACCACGCACAUCUCGUCCAGCACCUUGUUUCUGUCGUCAUUAAAGUAGAACCAGCUUCAUUUUGUUAUUUCAACUGCCAUUUCAGAUGGGAAGGUUUUUCUCCCCACCACAUCAGCGUAAGGAUUUUGUUUUUGAUUUUCUGGCUAUCCAAGAGAAUCCACUUUGAUUUAAACUUACUUUUUAUUUUUUUUAUUUUUUAAAUGUAACAAAUUGUCUCGUUUUGUUCCAGUCUAUAUCUUUUUCUUUUCUUUAAUCUGCUAGUUUCCAGUGAAAAUCCGAGCUUCCUUGUGCGGCUUUAUUCAGAGGGGGUAUGAAUACUUGUGGGCGCUCUGCCGACACCACAUCCUCACAAGGACACACGAGCCCUCCUGUUAUUGCGUUCAAAGCAAGUAAUAUCGUAUCGCGCUGCAAUAGGAUGUACCAUCCGUCGUUUUCGCUGCGUGGAAGAAAAAAGAAACUGCAGUGAGGUUAAAAUCCGACACCACCUCUCUCACGGCAGACCUCGUCCGGCCAGCAGGCCACCCAAUGACUAAUCUCUGCCACUUUUGUUUACAAAGAAACUGUCAUUGUAAAUGGAAAAAAAAAUAUUAUUUGUAUUUAAAAUCAUUUCAAAUAAAAAAACUUUAAAAUGA
Molecule: messenger RNA, 4556 nt
Organism: Pseudoliparis swirei
Lineage: Eukaryota; Metazoa; Chordata; Actinopteri; Perciformes; Liparidae
Gene: sec63
Product: SEC63 homolog, protein translocation regulator
Exons: 20
Coding region: 128-2518 (796 amino acids)
Biological process (GO): post-translational protein targeting to endoplasmic reticulum membrane; SRP-dependent cotranslational protein targeting to membrane
Cellular component (GO): Sec62/Sec63 complex
Molecular function (GO): transmembrane protein transporter activity; RNA binding
Source: RefSeq, a predicted model, not a curated record